AUUUAUCAUCAUGUUGCCUUAGUUAUGCUUAUGAUAAUUACUAUGGUUUGACAAACUAAAUCAGUUUGUCAUGUUAACCUUUUUCAUUAUUAUGUUUUGAUUUGAUUGUUUCCUAAUAUUGACCCAUUGUGAUGGUCAAGGUGUUGAUCUGAUUGUAUCGAGAAUGGACUUUAUGAAAACCAAAUUAACUUUGUACAUUCUACCUCAUCGUAGGCGUAAUUGUUUAAUCAUCUAUUUAAUUUUGUUAAUUCUCUUUGUAACAUUAGUUGUACACAAAAUUUAUCUCACAACGCGAACCUGGACUGAGGACGAUUGGUUUAAAUUAAGACCCACCGGUGGAAUCAUAAAUUAUCAACAUGAUUACCUGAUCCAAAGUGAACCCGCUUGUGAUGAUUCAACUCAACUUGUGGUGUUUAUAUUUAGCCGACCUGAAGCCUUUUCCGUCCGAUCUGUUUUACGGAAAACUUGGUUAUCGAUGGGACCUGAAGAUCACUCAGUGGUCUAUAGAUUUAUCCUUGGAUCCGUUAAGGAUGAAAAAACUUCCGCCCAGGUUAAAAAAGAGUCCCAACAAUUUGGUGACAUAAUUUUAGAUCAAACUUUUUCCGAUUCGUAUCAACUACUUGUCCUUAAAACAAUUUCCAUGGUCAAUUGGGUUACUAAUUAUUGUCCAAAUGUCGACGCCAUGUUGAAAACCGAUGAUGAUUCCUGGAUAAAUGUACCAAAGUUACUUGAAAUUAUACCAACUCUUAAAUCCGGUAUUCAUGGUCAUGUUUACAGAUUUUCAGGAUCAUCGACUGACCCUAAUGACCCUUGGUAUAUGCCACCGGAAACUUAUCCGUUUGGACAUUAUCCCGAUUUCACCAGUGGCUCAGGCUACUUGUUGGUUAACCAUGGUACCCGAUUGUUCAAUAAGCUACUCAAAACUUUGUCCACGAUACGAACAAUCUGGACGGAAGAUAUUUUCCUAACUGGCCUGGUCGCUGAAAAAGCGGGAAUCCAUCGGUACCACCAUGAGGGAUUCAAUCCAACCAAAGUGCCCACCGAUCAAAUUUGCCACUACAAACAUCUAAUAUCCUCUCAUAAGCUUAAUGAAUAUGAUUUGUCCCAAAUUUACACUUCGCUCACUGAUCCUAAUUUGAAUUGUUGACAGUUAAUUAAACAACUUUUUUUCUAUCUCUCUCUUUGCCUUUUCAAUUUAGCUCAAUCAAAUUAAAUAUUUUCUCAUUGUAAUAAAAAUUUAAUUAACCUUAACAA
This is a messenger RNA of Panonychus citri (citrus red mite), 1254 nucleotides long. RefSeq names its product beta-1,3-galactosyltransferase 1-like. The transcript has a single exon. The record is from RefSeq and is a predicted model, not a curated record. Gene Ontology annotation, molecular function: hexosyltransferase activity. The coding region runs from base 164 to 1147 and encodes 327 amino acids. Gene Ontology annotation, cellular component: membrane. Lineage: Eukaryota; Metazoa; Arthropoda; Arachnida; Trombidiformes; Tetranychidae.